AAUUUUUUUAGUCCUUUAUGAGAAAAUGGUCGUGUUUUAAAAAACAUAUCAAGCACUUAGACUGCAUUUUGGCCAUCACACACGCGUUCUAAAUCAACCGAGUGAUCUAGGUAGCCAGCUCACUAGGUAUUGAGACACCGCCCGUGUCUAUGCAUGGACGACUGUCUGGGCUAACAGGACCCGAUUGAGAUUAUUAACCUUACGCAAUCUAGCAGCACUAUAUGGUCCACAUCCUGGCUUUGGUCAACAUUGGCAGGCAUGCGGAUCAGGCUGCAGGGCUCCGGCCACGCGGCCCGUCUCCUCUCCGAGCUCAACCGCUGCCGCCUGUCUCGCCUCCUCUGUGACAUCAUCCUCCAGGUCGGGGGGCGCUCUUUUCCGGCUCAUCGCGCAGUCUUAGCAUGUUCCUGCACGCACUUCAACAGCCUCUUCUCCAGAUGCUCCAGCAGCCAGGGUGCCGUUCCCACCACCUUCUCUGUGGAUUUCGUCUCGGCCUCCAAUUUCGAGAAGGUGCUGACGUUUAUCUACACGGGGGAGAUUUUCACAGACUUGAUCGAUGUGGGUGUGUUGUAUGAGUUGGCGGAAAGGCUCGGCGUGAGGGAGUUGGUGAACGCUUGCCACGCCACCUUUCCUGACCUACAAAGCUCCAGCUCUGGAAACACCACAGGCGAUGGAGACUUGGAGAGUGAUAUGGUGUCUACUAAUGCGGUGGCUGCAUCCGUUUGCUCGUCUUCCGCAGCGUCCUGCUCUUCCCUGUCGUCUUCAGCCGCUCCAACACCUGUAACUCCAUCUCCAGUUUCCCAGGUCAGAAACGGCAGGUUGAAUCGAUCCCAUCUGGCCGCACAAUCACCAAAAAACGAAGACUUGCAGGUACAUUUGGGUUACAGCCAACAGGAAAUAAACAAGCCAAGCCCGUCAGAUAGUAACCGUUCUGCAGACACCCUUCCAGGCCUCACUUUGCAGCUCAAGCAAGAGGAUGAAGAAGACGAUGAUGAAGAAAAUAGGGGAAGUAACUCAGUAGACCAGGUUGUCAUUAAUGGUAGCAAACCAACAUUUGGGGCUCAGGAAACAUGUUCAGUUCCUGAUUCUUCAGCUCAGGUUGUUGGAGAAACCUGCGCUCCUUCAUCAUCCUCCAUUGACCCGUUGGAUAGUUUGCAACUUAGUGCUGUUGCAGGACCAAUCAAAGAGUCCGAUUUUUUUGAGGAAGAUGAUGCUAGGAAGAGGUCAAGUGUUCAGGAGGAGCAGACGGAGAGUGGUGAUCAAUGGCGAGCUCUUUCUGAGGACAUCAUUGAGCUGAGUGACGAAGAGGAACACUUUAUAGUGGAGGAGGAGGACGACGAGGACUUGAUGUGUAUUGAGAACGGUGAAAAUGGUGCAUCUCUUGGGCAGAUGUCUCCAUCUCUGCCGUGUAAAUCAUGUGGGAUGCUGCUUCCCGCAGAAAAUGGCAUCAUUCGGACUCAUGCGGAGACGCACCUUUCGGAUUCGGGUUCUUGUCAGGUGUGUGGCGCAUCCUUCUCGGACCGUGCCGCUGGUGUUGCACAUGCACUCACUCAUGUGGGCAUCUUGCUCUUCUCGUGUGACGUUUGCGAGCACCAGUUUAGGACUGAGAUGGCGCUGAUUCACCACAGACGUCAGUCAGCAGCCAAAUGUGUCCCGCAAAACCCUGAGCAGAUGAACGGAGCCGCCCAAAGGCAAGGAGGGGAACUGCAGUGCGCCGUCUGUGCUAAAUCCAUAGCCAAUGACUUCAAGGCUGUCAGAGACCACGUCCAGAGCCACGCAUGCUUAAGGACAUUGCGCUGUGGAGUGUGCCAGCUCUCUCAGCCCUCACGUUGCGCCCUCCUGUGGCACACACUCACACACCUCUUUCCUAUUUACACCUGUCCACAAUGCUCCAGCCCCUUCCUAGAGAGCUCUCAGCUGGACCGGCACCUGUCUCUACAUGCGGAGGAAGAAGAAGCUUCAAUGAAACAAGUCGACGGCAGUCCGGAGACCAGCGGAGAAGGCCAGGCCGAGCUGCGAUGCUUUCUGUGCCCACAAACCUUCCGCUCUGAGGCGGCGUUUCAUUACCAUCUCAGCAUGCAUACAAACGAGCUCCAGGGCGGUCAGGUAUGGCCAGGAAAACGCAAGGCAGACCAGCUUCUUGAAUACUCCUCGUCCUCCAGUUCUCCUUUAGAGCCGGGCGGUUCCGGUAAAGGAGGUUUUAAUGUAGGUUUCAACCUACAGGACAAAAUAGCUCCCGGUGGACAUUUCCCAACCGGACUUGUUUUAAAUGGCAAUUCCAUCGGAGCCGCAGGGCUUAGAGAAAAAUUAUAUCGUUGUCGUUAUUGCGGUAAACAUUUCGCACACUCGGGCGAGUUUACCUAUCACCUCCGAAUUCAUACAGGUGAGAAACCGUAUCAGUGCAAAGUAUGUCUACGGUUUUUCCGUGGCCGUUCCACCAUGAUCUGCCACCUGAAGACGCACUCGGGUGCGCUCAUGUACCGCUGCACCGUCUGCGGGCUGUUUUUCUCCACACUUAAGAUGGUUUCUUCGCACAUGGAGGUCCAUAAAGACCAGCUGCCAGCCGAUUUUAACAUUGAGGAGACCUUUAUGUAUAACGACCACUCUAAAGACCCCGUCCCAAAUCUGGACACCUGAAAAACAGCUGAAAAUCUCUCCGUCACACUGUGUGCCCGGUUUACUUACUCAGUUUGUCGUUGAGGAUGAGUAGACUUAGAAUGUAAUAACUCCGUGUUUGGUGUGUUUGUGUCGUCGUGUGCAGAACCCUUUUUUUUUUUAAAGAUUAAAUUAAAGGCAGAUCUUUAUUUUAAGAGAUGUAAUGCUAAUACUUGACCACUUGAUGGCAAGAGAGACACAUUGGAAAUCAAACUUUUUUGAAAGCACCUUGUUUUUUUAAAUAUAUUUUCUCAUGCCUUCUUCUUUACAUUUUAGAGUCUCUGCAUAGUCAUAACUAAAAUAAACAUAUCAAAAGUAUCUUUUACUGUAGCUUUUCAAACUUUUGCCAAGAAUACAGUGAGUUGUUUGACCAAACAGCACUUUUUGGCUGCUUUUCAUUCUCUUAUCUGUUCUAACUCAUUCAUUUAAAGUGAAAUUUGUUCCUAAAAUAAGUUUAGGUCAUUAAUAUAAACACGGGUCAUACUUUGAUGGUUCAUUGGUUAAAUUUAUGUUACAUUGCAUCUACAUGUCAACUAAUUCUCUAUUUCUAACUAAUAGUUCACUGUCAGUUUAGUGAAAGUUGACAUGAACUUGCAAAGUUUCUUACAGUCAGUUGAAUAUCUGUUUGAAGGAGCAGUAUCAGCAAAUAUUAAGCAGACAGUCUACUAAUAGUCAAAUGGACCAUCAAAAUAAAAUAUAGAGCUAGCUGCCUUAGCAAGUGCAAUUUAAUCCACUAAAGAAGACAGUUUGUUUUGGUAAUCUUUGAUCAACGUCUGACCAUUUGCUUCUGUGUUUGGAGUGGCAGUCCUUCUGACUUCAACCACAUUAGUCUUAGCCACGCCCCUCUAACCAUUAGUUUGCUAUUUGUGGAUGAUGUGCAAAAAGAAAGCCCCGCCCCCUACUCAAUAUUCAGUUUUAGUUGGAAGUACAUCAACAUACUGAAAAAAAAAGUCUCAGCAACUUCCAAUUCAUACCAGUAACCAUAAACUACUAAAGUUUCAGCUAAAUCUGUACUGAUGGACUACUGAAGAAGAAAAGUCACCCACAUUGGAUGAGCUAGGGAGUUCAGAUUAACUCCAACAAAUUCAGCCAAACGUCUCCAAAGUCGCAUUUAUGUUUUAUCUCUUUAUUGGGCUAAGAAAAAUUUCAAAUAUGGUAACUUUAAUGACUUUUAUUACAAUAUAAUAUGUUUUUUAGACACAAAAGUCUUUUAAUAACGUCCAGUAACACUCCAUGGGUUUUAAUAUCUCAGUGAGUGGCCUAUAAAGGGUUAAUCCAACUCAUCUUUAACAGGAUGUCCAAGUGCUGAUGUGCAAUUACCUCUAUUUACUCUUCCGGCAGUCUUUCACAAUAAGCUAAGGCUCUAGAGAAGCACAAACGCAAGUGAGCGUUGAGAAUAAACCAACUUUGUUUCUACUUUUUCUGAUAAAUACAGCAGUGCUCUAGGUCAAGGAUAUAAAAAGGGUCACUUUUUAAAUAAAUAAAUAAAUAAAGGUACUUUUCUGUUACAGAAUAGCUGUUAUUUUUAUAGUAGUGUUAAGUAUCAUUUAGAAAUAGCAACUGGUUUUUGAGAUGCAGUACCAUAGAGUUUGUAUAGUCUGUUGUACAUAAAUAAUUUUUUAACACCAUCAAUGAACGUUAUUUGGAAAAUAAGGGAUUUAGACUGAGGUGCUAAUAUAUCAGUUGUUUCUUACGGCAGUGUUCACUUUCUCGGUACAUUUUAUGUUAGUUUACAUGUUUCAGUACAAACCGUGUUGUCAUGUGGGAAAGAAUAUAGGCUCUCUUCUGAAUGCUGAGAUGUUUUUCUGUACCAUUUCCAAGCAGUUAUAUGCCUUUUAUUCAGUAUGUCUCUUUUUUAUGUAUAAAUGGGACAGGUUUUAUUAUUACUGUACAUUUUAAUUUCACUUUAAAACCAGUUUGUCACACUGGUCCAUUCAUGACGUAAUGUCACUGGUCAACAACAACAACAACAAAGCGUGUUUUCAAAAUUAAUGGGACAGUGUUGUGAUAGCUUUAUUUGAAAUGUAGCACAGAAAAAUACUGGCUGAACAGAACAGCCUUAUAAAUUGCCAAGUGUUUUCAAAUAUUCCAUCACGUUUUAUCAAUCAGUCACUUUUUUAGGGCAAAAAAAUGCAUAUUAUAGUUUUUAUCAUGGUAUGUAGGAGACAGACAUCUUUAUCGACUCUCAUUUGUGUUAAAUUUCAGGUCCUUUUUGUACUAUAUUUUACUUUCAACAUAAAAUAAUUGCCUUAUAUUACUUGUGUUAUUUAUAUGAUUUAUAAAUCGGUUCAAAUGUCAGUAUCAGAAAUCUGUUUUACAACAGUUGUACUUGUGUUCUGAAUAAACAAACUGUACUUACAAAA
Molecule: messenger RNA, 5015 nt
Organism: Danio rerio (zebrafish)
Lineage: Eukaryota; Metazoa; Chordata; Actinopteri; Cypriniformes; Danionidae
Source: RefSeq, a predicted model, not a curated record